Diabrotica balteata is the source of this 1365-nucleotide messenger RNA. Lineage: Eukaryota; Metazoa; Arthropoda; Insecta; Coleoptera; Chrysomelidae. The record is from the annotation of a GenBank genome assembly.
AUGGCAACGACACAUGUGCAGAAACCGGCAUUAAAGAAAACACAAAAUGUCGGCGAUUUCUCGCAAAAUGUAAACAACGGACAAAAAUAUACAUCAACUAAAGGUGCAAGAAGCGAAAACGCUAACGCGAAUCCUAGCAAAAUGUGGUUUUACAUAGGCAAAGAUGCAACAGUCACGAAUGACAUUAUCAAGAAUUAUAUACAAAGAAAAUUGGAUAACCUCAAGGUUGAAAAUAUGAUGGCGGAGCAGCUAAAAACCGUGGGCAAUACUUUAAACGUGGGCUCUUAUAAAGUAGGCCUACCUAUAGAAUUUUAUGAUGUCAAUAAUAGUGAUUUCUCGCCAAAAGGAAUCAUUUUUAGACGUUUUAACUUCAAGAGAAGAGUUUUUAACUCGGAAAACUACAAGAUAGACGACAAUCAAGCAGGGAAAGAAUGGAUUUUCAAUGUUAACAGUGAGCGAAAAUACGAAAAGGCGAUGGCAACCACUCUUACUGCAAGACAACUGGAAGAGCUUCUAAAUAAAGGUCUGAAUGAUAGCGAUGAUGAUAAUUAUUGCAUGUCGGACUAUGGAGGUAAUUCUGAUGCAGACGACAAUAUUUCAUUUGUACCAUCUUCAGCUAAGUGCAGCACUCGAUCCAAUUCAAACAUAAAUAUUUCUUUCAGUUUAAUUUCAAAUAUUGCUUCAACAUCAAACAAUCCUGAGGAGUAUCAACAACCUAGGUCAACUUUGGGUUUUGGUUCUUCUGGUUCAACUUUGAUUCCAAUAUUAGACUAUGAUCUAUUUCAUUUUAGCGAGGAUUCAAAACUUAACAUUGACUUUUCAGAAGGUGCCACUCCCUUAGAUUUCUUCAGUGCUCUUUUCAAUGAUGAAAUAUACAUAACAAAAAUUGUAGAAGAAAGAAUUGUAUCUGAUGCAGAGACAGAUCAAAUUUAUUUGGAAUGUAUCACCAUGGAAGGGGGCACAUAUACAGCUGAUGCAUUACAAAAUGAAACUCCAAAAAAGAAAGAUGUGAAAGAAUUGCCUGGUCCCUCACAAGUUUCUAAAAUAGCAGGUCCCAUAAUAUCGAGAAAAAGGAAAAUAAACAGCCAAAAGCAAGGGUUAGAAUAUUUACACCAGUACUACGAAAAACAAUUUGAAUUAAAGAAAAAAGAAUUAGAUAUAGAAGAAAAAAAAUUAUUAUUAGAGAAGAGAAAAUGUGAGAUAGCCGAAAGGCAAUGUGCAGUUCAAGAAUUUAAAGUGAAGAAAAAAUUUGAACUGGAAGAAAAAAAAUUAAAUUGUGAAAUUGAAAAUAGAAAAUCAUUGAAUGAAAUUAUAGAAAGACAGGAAAAGCUUAUAAAUAUUUUAAUAAAUAAAUUGUCUUCUUAA